Messenger RNA from Apaloderma vittatum (bar-tailed trogon), 767 nucleotides. It is a transcript of the gene TMEM70, whose product is annotated as transmembrane protein 70. Lineage: Eukaryota; Metazoa; Chordata; Aves; Trogoniformes; Trogonidae. Gene Ontology annotation, cellular component: mitochondrial membrane. The annotation marks the transcript as partial. Gene Ontology annotation, biological process: mitochondrial proton-transporting ATP synthase complex assembly. The record is from RefSeq and is a predicted model, not a curated record. The transcript has 4 exons.
UUGGCACUGAUGUUGUUUGGCUGUGCACUCCUUUCAUCUUUCAGGUUACGUCUUUUCAAGGAGUGGCUGUUCGCAGCCUCUGCACAUCCCCCCCCCAUGAGCACCCAGAACAUGGAAGAUUAGUUUAUAAAGGAAACUUGGCAAAGGCAGUGUUAGGUGUGAAGUUCUUCUCUUACUCCACCAGCAUAUUCAACCUGUUCAUGAUGCCCUACAUCAUGCUCAAAACGGGCAUCGGAUUUGAAAGUCUGCUUAUGCAAGCCGCCUUUUGUGGGUUGAUCGGGUUCUUUACGUUUGUAACGCCAGUUACUUUGCAUGUCCUCACAAAAGGCUACGUGAUUCGACUCUAUUAUAAAGAUGACAUGGACACAUAUACAGCCAUUACGUACAAUGCAGUCUUGGGAGAAAAAGCAACUGUUUUCCAUCAGAAAGACGUAAAGAUUCCAGACAUCACCAAGAUGUUCACAACGUUUUAUGCUAAAACGAAAUCAAUGCUUGUUAAUCCGACACUUUUCCCGAAUCCUCAGGAUUAUAACCAUCUCAUGGGCUAUGACAAAUCCUUUUAUUUUAACAUAGAGGAGGAAAAGGAACCUGUUGAUCCAAAAAGAUGGGGCUUUUUCAUUAAUGCUGCUGAUGGUAGGAAGGAAAUGGAGACAACUUUAACUUCCCUUUGUGAGAGCAUCGGUUACGAGGAGGACAGAGAAAACGACGGGUAUUGCUGCUGGUUCCUGCGACAGCCUCCUUCUAGAGGCCUGCAGGCCUCUGUGUAG